AUGCCUUUACAGAAAUCUUUCAUCCUGACAUUCGCUUUGUGCGCCUGCUUGGCAUCUGCUGAUGUCUCACACCUUUCCUCCAGCUAUUUGCCACCUGCGAACUCUGGCUCGGAACCGGAGCAUGCGAUCAGCACCAGCAUUGAGCAGCAGCAGCUGCGGGAGUUGCCCGAGCAGGUCGACUCCAUGAAUCAGGGUCUCAUGGAGGACUUAACACCACCCGCUCCAAUCGACUCCAUGCCUGCUGCGCGUUAUCUGCCACCUGCAGAGCCUAUGCCGGAGCUCAAAGCAGCCGAACCAGCCAUGGAGUAUAUGGCACCCAUGCCCGCCGAAGAGCAGCCCGCUAUGCGCUAUUUGCCACCUGCUGUACAAGCCACGGAGCCUCAGCCCACCUAUCAACAGUAUCAGGAGGAGCUGGCCAGACAACAAAUGCUGGAGCAGGAACAGGAACAGCAGGAGCCACAGGAACCACUGGAAGAGCAACAACCAGCCAUGAGCUAUUCCAUGGAUGAGGCACAACAACCAAUGGCUCCUUCGGAUAUGGACAUGAUGGCUGCCUAUGAGGAGGCGCAGCCCUCCCAUGAACUACGGGACGAUGGCUACCACUAUAAGGCUGUGGAGACAGAACAAAGUCUGAGACAUUAG
This is a messenger RNA of Scaptodrosophila lebanonensis, 642 nucleotides long. RefSeq lists its product as uncharacterized. The coding region runs from base 1 to 642 and encodes 213 amino acids. The transcript has a single exon. The record is from RefSeq and is a predicted model, not a curated record. NCBI's taxonomy places the organism in Eukaryota, Metazoa, Arthropoda, Insecta, Diptera, Drosophilidae.